CGUCGCCGUCCGUGUUCAAAGCUCCGCAGCACGUGCUCGCUGCGCUCUCGGCUUCCGCGAGGUCUGCGCGCUCGCUUCCGCGCCGCCGGCACCGCGCUCCGCACGCGCCGCACAUCUCGGGCGCGCGCUGGUGCCUCCACAGGCGCCUCGUCUCGCUCGGCCCCAGCCAACGCGCGCCGCCAGGUAUCGCGACGCCGCCCUCAAGUUCUGCAGGAAGUCACAUGUGCGGUGGUCUGGACAAGCGUCUCCGCAAACCUCUCCAUUCGACGCAGCUGCGUCUGGAAAUGCUCACUUCUGGUUUGAAACUAGUCGAGGUGUCAAGGUAGCGCCAAUAGAUGCCCGCGAUGCCGAGAGGAAGGUCCUUGUGCAUAGCCUUUCUGCUGCUGCUGGCAGUGGCAGCUGCCGAAGAACCACGGGAUCGGCCACUGGGUGGCGUUGAAAGGCUGGCACGAGGCCUUCAGAAGAGAGUGCACUGCACGGGUCUCUCGGCCUUCGAGUGCGUACAGUGCCUGUCUCCCAGCAGCAUGGCUCAUCUACCUAACGGGAACGACACAAAUGAAGGCGCCGGCGACCGACAGCGCGAGCGAAUGAGCGUUCUCCUGCUGGAGCGACUGUCGGACAUGCGCCAGCCGUGCAACGUCGGACGGUGUGGCUCGUACGAGCAAUGCCGAGCGGCCCUGCAACUGGCUCCACCUGGCCGGCUUUCCCGCCUAGAGGACAUACUGCGACGCGUCAAGGCCGUCUACGUGCCCACCAGCAGACACAAGUGCUUUACUGCAGAGGACGUACUCAACGGCUUAGUGCCCUACGAGAAGAACGAGGAGACGUACGUCGAAAAAGUAGCUACUUCAGUCAUCACCCAUCUUUCACAGGGUCACUGUAUCGAGGUUGGCGACGCCGUGACAGAUUUUCUUGAAGAUCUGUUCAGGCGGUAUGGCGACAACACGUCUGAAGUAAUGACACAACAAGGUCUAGAGAGGCUGCUGAAAAAAUUACGCCUAGCAUCAGAAGAUAUUGCUUAUGGUCACAAGCACAAACAUGCGCAUAGCGAAGAUCACGAUCACAGUGACCACGACCAUGACUACGAAAAUGACCAUGAAAACCAUGAUCACGACUACGAUCACGAGGACGGACACGACCACAAUCAUGAACACGACCAUGGUCAUGACCACGAUCACAAUCAAGACCAUGACCAUGACCACAACCGCGACCAUAAUCAUGAUAACGACCAUGAGCACGAACAUGAGCAUGAACAUGAUCAUGAUCACGCUGACGGUCACGAGCACGACGAACACCGUCACCAUGGGCACGCUGAUCAUCACAAACAUCAAGAGAAGCACCACAGGAAUACUACCACAAUGGAACAAACGUCAACGCCGCCAGCGUCAGUCACUCCCACGGAUAGUCAUACCCAUAGUACCACUGAGUACAGUGAAGCCAGCCACGAACGGCCCCAAACUAAAGUUCACCACCACCUUCAAGAUGGCCAUAAUGACCACGAACAUGACGAUGAAGCGAGCACUCGUAAUCGGCGUGCCACAGUGCUGUCAUCCCGAAGCCAACACGCAGUGCAUCCUGGUUCAAACGUCGUGGGCAGGCGACGACGCGGUGUUCCCCCAGUUCCGGACCAUGACAUCCACAAUCACAACAGCUCUGCUUCCAAAUGUUGGACCCCACGAGAACUGAUUCGGCAAUUUGGGUUCUCUGAAAAUGGCACCAUUAGCAGACACGAGUUUUUCCAUCUGUGUCCGGCGCUAAUCCAGCAGGCUGUCAGUGAUGUCUGCCUCCAAACUACUAUCGAUGAGCGCAAACCUACUACAGCUGAAUUGUAUGGCUACGGGACCCUGUCGGUGUUCAUCAUCAGCCUGUGCUCGCUGAUGGGAGUGCUGCUUCUGCCAUGCCUGGCUCGCCGCGCCUACUACUACAUCAUGAUGGGUUUCAUUGGCCUCUCUUUCGGCACCAUGACUGGAGACGCGUUUCUACAUCUAAUACCACAGGUACUUGGUCUACACAGCCACGACACGGACCAUGGAGCGGGAGGUCACUCACACGCACAUAGCCACGACCACGACAGCCUGGUUCCAGAGUACAUGUGGAAGCAGUUAGGCCUCGUCGGGGCCUUAUACGGCCUGUUCAUCUUUGAGGCCUUGAGCACCAUAUUUUGUGGUGAACAGAGUGAUGGUCAUGGGCAUAGUCACCUCCCCAAGAACAUUCCUGAGGAUCUUCACAUGACAAAAGUGUCAUCGAAGACGGAGUCCAGCGUUGAACUGGCGCACUGCUCGAGCACACCAUCGUUAGCACUUGAAGAGAAUGCACAAGUUCCGGUGCUCAAGUCACGAGCACUUUGUUGUGGUAUGUCGACGCUGGCAACAAUGGUGAUCAUCGGCGGCGCCAUCCACAACGUUGCUGAUGGCUUGGCUAUUGGCGCUGCUUUUUCUUCGGGCCUAAAGAGUGGUCUCUCCACAUCCCUCGCCGUAUUCUGCCAUGAACUGCCACACGAGUUUGGCGACUUCGUGGUGCUCAUCUCGACCGGGCUGGGCUACCGCCGCGCACUGCUACUCAACUUCUUGUCCGCGUUGGCGGCGUUCGCUGGUCUCUACGCAGGAUUCUUGUUGGGUGAAGAGGUAGCUGCACGAGACUGGAUCCUCACCGUCACCGCGGGCAUCUUCCUCUAUGUAGCACUCGUAGACAUGCUGCCCGAGCUGAAGCAGUACAAAGGGAAGAGUCCUUUUAAGAUGUUCAUAGUCAAAAACAUUGGAGUGCUGGCCGGCGUCGGAAUUAUGUGUGUGAUUGCCAUAUACGAAGACCAGCUCAACAUUUAACCAUGCAAAGUGCACUCUUUGUUGCGUUGGCUAAGAGUACUUCGCCGACGCGCCCUCUUCAAGAAGCCUGUGUUUGUGGCAUGACAAAUGUGAACUUCUUAGUGCUGUGACUCUCUGCAGUGGACGUUUUGGCGAAGUGUGUCACAGCUGCUCACGGUACCAUGUUUUACAGGCUAUCCUGGCACGGGCUUCAUUCCAUGAGUCGCUUACAGAACUUUUACAGUGUUGUUGCAAGCGUAAUCAUCCAUUUUAGCAACCAUUUUUCACCUUGUUGCUCAACAUCUCAGGCAGCAUGACUCAUUUUUACUGACAUCUAUAAACGUACAAUUCUUUACAUGGCUUUUGUCUAAAUAGAAAACUCACAACAGUGCAAUACCGUUAUGCAGUCGUGCCUUCAUUUGCACACUUAACUGAAUCAACCUCUUGAUUAUUUGUGGUGGUUUUGUCUACCAAAAAAGAAAAAAAAAGGUAUAACAGAAAUUAAUGCACUCUACAGCUGGAAAUAAUCUGAGGCUGCAGGUUGUGUCUGAGAGGGUUAUCCUUUUUGAUUGCUAAGACAGAGGAUAGGUGCCAAAUAGAAACACAAGAAGAAAAAAAAACUGAAGAGUUCAAAAAUUACGUUUGUAUGAAAAACAAACCUCACUCUUAUUGCAAAACGAGGGAGACUUGUUCCACCACGUUCGUUCCUGCAUGCCACAAGGAUUCGGCAAGCAGACAAUAGUGUUGACAGCAGGGCAACUCGGAGGUUUAUGAGUAAGUGCUGCAAAGCCAAGUAUGUGUGAUAAUAUAAAGUAGCGCUGGUUGUAUUAUUACAGUACAAGGAUGGUACACUUUCUUGAUCCUUCGUGUAUGACGUAGCAGGAGCAAGAGCUAACGAAGCUUUCGUUUUCAUUAUACCGGGUAUAUUCGUGUGAUGGGUGCUAUUGCAACGCAUCAGCAUAAUUUUGCUUUCUGCAUGGCUAGGCCAUUUAUGAUGCCUAAUAGGUAUGUAUAGAAUAGAGCAGUGCUGAAAGGGGCUUAAAUUUUGAGCUUGUAUCAUUGCUUUGCCUAUUUCGCGUAAAAGGUUGGCGAAAGUAUUAGUAUGGCGGCGCGGCUUUACGUGAAUAGCGGUGAGCACAUACAGCGCCAGCGCUUGGCUGCUUUUCCCAGUGCGCUGCGGUAUUGCUCGGAACGACGAGCUUGUUAUAAGGCGCCCGCUGUGUUAACUUAAACGGUUUUUCUUCUUAUAAAAGGCCGUUAUAGCGCUGAGCACUGUCAGCACUUGGGUACUUUCGCGAGCGCAUGUAAUGGUGCUCAGAAAGACGAACUUGUUAUAAGCACCAGCAAGAGUAACUUAGACCAGGUUUGUUCUUACAAGGCCGUUAAAGCGCUGAUCACAUUCAGUGGUUGAGUGCAUUCCCGAAUACGCUGCAGCUGUGCUAAGGAAGACAAACUUGUUGUAAGGAACGUGCAAGGGUAACCCAAACGAUAUUUGUUCUUACCAAUUCGUUCUGCACAUCGUUAGUGCUUUGGGGGGUCGUUAAAGGUAAAAGCACUGCAGCUCACGCCGUUUCAGUACGAUGUGCAUGCCCUAUUUUUGUAUGCUUUUUUAACAUCCUUGGUACUCCUCGCGAAAUAAUUUAGUUGUUCUAGGGAAAUCACUAUAUUCUUCUUUUUGGAAAUAUCACUUACCAAUAAAACUGGAAGGCGGGCUAGUUGGUAUGACUGCACUGUGGAAAGUCUUGCACGCACUCAACGAACGCAACGAAAGAAGGACACAAGGACAAGCGCAGUGUGGGCUUUGUGUCCUUUUCUUGUCGUCUUCCUUCAGUGUGCGAAAAACUUUCCACAAUGAUCACGUACCAGACGCCAGAAAUAUGAUCAUCUGUUCAUAAAUGCGUAGUAGGGAGCGAAGCGCAAUCUACUAGUCAGCUCUUGAUUGAAAGAGCACCCUGCAGCUACCUAUACUACCUAUACGUGCAUUGAGCAGGUUCGUAUUUGAGGGUGGCCCAAAACAUGCCGUUACUAAAGCAACACGUGGCCCUGAGUUUCGCGGUCACAUUCUUUCACAAAAAUAUUAUGUAAACAUUGGUUUAUUAAAGCAAGUUAGAAUUUUAUCUCUUCGUUACUUCUUUAAUUCGUUUUUUUUCGAUUGCUUAAGCUGCUCUAAAUGUUUCUUGGGCAAGACUGGUUUUAUUGCAUCAAAACGUACUGCUUGCCAGAUGAAUAAUGAAGGGAAUCAUACUGGGACACAUUACCAUUCAGUGUGCUUCAUAUUUUACGACAACAGCUUUACAGCUCACGUCAGAAGUUGCACUAUAAUUGUAUUCACGAAUUUCCCUUCACAUUAUGAAGAAUUACGAAAUAUCACCGAGUCAAUUUCAAUUUUUUCUUAAAGCAAUCGAUGACGUGCUUAAUCUCCUUGGUAAUUCACGUUUAUUGUGUAAUCCGCUACCAUAUAUGCUGCAGCUUUCUAUACAUUGCGCAUGACUGCUUUUGGUGCUUGCCAAUAUGACGUCGACGCAAAUAUGCUGCAAAUAGUUUGUUCACUGGUUUCAGACUAAUAAAUAUAAAUUUAUUGCAGCUUUAAAUACUUAUAACGAUUGCACAAUUAACAAAAAGGUUGUUCACGAGCAAAAAAUUUGGAGAUACGGCGUUUUUUAGGUAUUCUAGUAGGUUUCUAUCACACGCAAUGCAACGAGAAAUGUUUAGGCCAGCGAAAUACGCUUUGUGUAAGUCAAAGUAUUCACUGUGUAUAUAUCAUGAAUGUUUGUAUUUAGGCUUCUUGCUCAUCUGUUUGCGAAUGAAUCCAGUAUUGUACUUAAGCACAUUGAGAAUGAUCUAUUUUUAUUCUAUACUUGCAAAAUAUGGUUACGAGAAAUGUGAUAGUUCUGUUCAUGUUAGCAUUAAUUUUUUUCGUUUGCAUGGGACCACAAAGAUCACAAAUGUCAAUAAAUUUUUGUUUGAUAGAAAGUGA
Molecule: messenger RNA, 5778 nt
Organism: Dermacentor albipictus
Lineage: Eukaryota; Metazoa; Arthropoda; Arachnida; Ixodida; Ixodidae
Product: zinc transporter ZIP5-like
Biological process (GO): intracellular monoatomic cation homeostasis; zinc ion import across plasma membrane
Cellular component (GO): plasma membrane
Molecular function (GO): monoatomic cation:bicarbonate symporter activity; zinc ion transmembrane transporter activity
Source: RefSeq, a predicted model, not a curated record